AUGGCUGCUAAUAUCCUCACAACGUACUCUCCACACAAUGUACAGGGUCGGCCGGAUCCGGAACAGCUAGCUACACAAGGCUAUCUCUUUAGCCUCGACCACGUGGCCACUAUCUCUAGCCCCGCCCCUUUAGUUAAUGAGGGGGGGGGCUUCAUACGACCCCUUACCAAAUACUGUAUGAUUGCCAUAGCAACACAGACGUUACAACAAAUGGAAGACACUUACUACUUGCAAGAGGAGCUGUUGGAGGGGGACAGUGAUGAUGGCUUCACAUAUGAAGAGGUGCCAGUGAGUGAGAGUGUGUCCUCUGGUGAUGAGGAUCUUAGUGCUGCUGUACAGAAUGUAACAGCAGGUAUCAAAGCAACCCCAGCUACAGCCUCCCUACCAGACACUGCCCAUGCUGAAGUGGUGGAGGACUUUGUACGCAACUAUCUAGUGCAGAAUGGACUCUUGGAUACUGCCGGUGUGUUUGAGAGAGAAUGGUAUCAGAGAAUGGGAAGUGGACACAGUCAACUCCCUCAUGUGUAUGCUCAGAACAGGCUCCUGGAGGUAUCACUGGAGGAGACCUCUGCCCAACUAGAGCGUUACAAAGAGGCUGCAAGGUUGGCUAAAGAGAGGUGUGUUCGGAUGCAGAAGGAGCGUGAUUAUCAUCGCAUGCACCACAGGAGAGUGGUACAAGAGAAGGACAAGCUGCUCUCUGACCUCAAGAGAAUGAAGAGUCACUAUAGUACUUAUGAGCCAGUGCUACAACAGCUACAACACAAGUACCAGACUGUGACUAGAGAGAAGAUGCUGGUGUGUUUGGAGAGGGACAGGGCAGUCUCUGAGGUGGGCAGUCUACAGACCACACUACACUCUGUACAGACUGAAGACAAGACACCAACUGACAACAAACACACACAACCAUCCAGCAAACCACCACCAAAGAUGGUGAUGAGAGAGGUUCCCAGUGAUCCCCCUAAUCCAUACCGUACUAGUAGACAGCCUGUGUGUGCUCACCUCACUCGCACCGCUGGGUUCCAGUCACACUCUGUCAUAGCAGCCAGUGAGUACCCCAUCAGUUGUACUACCCUCCAUCCCACCAAGCCACUACUAGUGAGUGCUAGUGAUGACCACACUUGGAGAAUGUGGAGCAUUCCAAGUGGAGAGCUAGUGUUGAGUGGUGAGGGACACAAUGACUGGGUGUCUUGUGUGGAGUACUCGCCCAAUGGCUUGUGUCUGGCCUCUACCUCGGGAGAUGGGACAGUGAAACUCUGGAACACAUCAUCAUGUAUCAAUACCUUCUCAGAGCACCAGCAACCAGUGUGGAGCUGCUCUUGGCACUGGGACAGUGUGUUACUAGCAUCUGGUGGAAUGGACCAUACUGCCAAGAUAUGGGAUACUGACAGGGGUGUGUGUGUGACCACUCUGCGUGGCCAUGCUAACUCCAUCAACUGCCUCUCAUUCAUGGCUUAUUCUAGUACACUAUUGACAGCCUCUGCUGACAAGACCAUCUCUCUGUGGGACCUACGCACUGGUUUGUGUGCGCGGACUCUCUAUGGUCAUGCUAACUCUUGCAAUGCAGUAGCACCCACACUCCAAGGUUAUGAAGUGUAUUCUUGUGAUUGUUUCGGAGCUCUGAUACAAUGGGACCUCCGCUCCAAGAGGAGACCUAACAAGAACUGGGAGCUGGGACCAUGUGCUCUCAACUCACUGGCCGUGGACCCAGCAGGUAGUAUUGUGUGCUGUGCUAGUGAUGAUGGGUGUGUGAGGAUUGUGGAUGCUGCCUCUGACAAGGAAUGGAGGCUGGAGGGAGAUAGCCCUGUACUGAAUGUGUUGCUCAACCAUCAAGCUGACAACCUCUUCUCUGCAAGCUCAUGUGGAGAAGUCACUAUAUGGCAAUAACUGACAUUAUAUUAGCAAUUAUUGUUUGUGACUGACUAUGGUACACUAGACCUAGUAGUAGGUACACAGAGGGAUAUGGCAUGUGGAUAUGACAGUAAUUAUU
Messenger RNA from Halichondria panicea, 1987 nucleotides. RefSeq names its product sperm-associated antigen 16 protein-like. The transcript is spliced from 18 exons. The record is from RefSeq and is a predicted model, not a curated record. Bases 1 to 1884 code for a protein of 627 amino acids. Gene Ontology annotation, molecular function: protein binding. Lineage: Eukaryota; Metazoa; Porifera; Demospongiae; Suberitida; Halichondriidae.